Molecule: messenger RNA, 1548 nt
Organism: Manis javanica (Malayan pangolin)
Lineage: Eukaryota; Metazoa; Chordata; Mammalia; Pholidota; Manidae
Gene: MTHFSD
Product: methenyltetrahydrofolate synthetase domain containing
Cellular component (GO): cytoplasm
Molecular function (GO): RNA binding
Source: RefSeq, a predicted model, not a curated record
CAGCGCGCAGGCGCGGGGCAGGGCGCCGCGGUGACUUCACUCCGCGCCCGACUCCGCCCCGGGCGGUGUCGCGCACUGAUGGCGUCGCCAUGGAGCCGACUGCGGGUGUUUCGAAGCAGGACAUUCGUGAACAGAUCUGGGACUGCAUGGAGUCGCAGAAUUUAGCCGAUUUUCCACGGCCUGUUCAUCAUAGGAUUCCCAACUUCAAGGGUGCUUCUCGUGCCGCCGAGCGUUUCCCGUGUCUGCAGGAGUUCCAAGUAGCCAGAACCAUUAAAGUCAAUCCCGACGCGCCCCAGAAAAAUGCUCGCUUCCUCGUCCUUGACAGCAAAAAAACGUUGUUGGUUCCAACACCACGACUGAGAACGGGGCUAUUUAACAAGAUCACGCCGCCCCCUGGGGCCACCAAAGACAUCUUGAGAAAAUGUGCCACCUCCCAGGGCGUGAGGGACUACAGCGUUCCCGUAGGCUUGGAGUCCCGGCUCCACGUGGACCUGCUCGUGGUGGGGUCUGUCGCCGUUUCUGAAAAAGGCUGGAGAAUUGGGAAGGGAGAAGGUUAUGCUGAUCUUGAAUAUGCCAUGAUGGUGUCAAUGGGAGCGGUCAGCCAGGGGACGCCAGUGGUCACCAUUGUCCAUGACUGCCAGGUCAUCGACAUCCCGGAAGCACUCCUUGAGGAUCACGACCUCACCGUGGACUAUAUCCUCACUCCAACGAGGGUCAUCACCACGGGGUGUGAGCGCCCAAAGCCAGCGGGAAUCACGUGGUCCAAGAUCAGCUCUGAGAUGAUGAGGAAGAUUCCAAUACUCAGAAGCCUUCGCUACCAAGAGAAGCGGGCUGGGAAAGAUGUCACCCUUCAGGAUGAGCGCCAGCACCUUCCGGAAGUGAGCAGCCAGCAGCCAGCUCCCCUGAGCACUGCCAGGAGACCCCAGGACCCACCCCAGCCGGGGUCAGGUUCCAUGCAGCUGGGGGAUGUGCCCCCUAACACUGUUUAUAUUGGGAACCUUCCCCGAGAUGCCCGAGUGAGGGAGCUGAAGAGAGCCCUCCGAGACCUGGGUGCAGCCCCCCGGCGGCUUACCUGGCAGGGGCCACAGCACGGGGCCUUGCUCCAUUACCAAGACCCUGCCUCGGCCCAGCAGGCCAUGUCCUGCUUGCAGGGCUUAAGCCUGGGCACCAGCACCUUGAGGGUGGCACUGGCCAGGCAGCAGAGGGACGGCGACUCAACAGGCAGCCAGGCUGGACCAUCUCCCAGCUGUCUCUGACCCGUGACUGUCCCUCUCUGGGCCCCGUGGACUUCAGGCCCGCAUGGCAGGAGCUGUUCUGCAGGAGCCGCGUUGAGUUCACACCGCUCUAGGAAGUCGCAGCCUUCAGCUACUGCCUGGUGGUCUGAUGCGCAGGGACAUUAGCUGUCACACAGUCACACUUCCUGUGUUCAGGUUCAUCCCGGCCCUUGGGCCUGUUGGAUGUCACAGCCGUGCUGAUUUCUCUGUACAGACAGCAGUUUACAGGGUUCAGGGACCAGGCGGGCAAUAAAUAUGUGGAAGUAGAUGAUGA